GGUAUUAUGGUGCAAGGAAACCGGGGAAAUUAGGCAGGUUAACUCUAUAUAAACUGUUGUUUGAUGGGCAGAAUAUACUAGACUACAGACUUGGAAGCAUAGUUGGCUCUGAGAUGACAGCUGGAAUUGUUCUCGGACUUGUGGCUUUGUGCCUGACCAGCAGCCUAGUGAACUCGCAGUCUGCAGACACCAAUGUUACUGACUAUAUCUACUGGAAGAAGUCGGACAUCACGGCGUGGCAUCAAUACUUCCCUAGCCGCGUGUUGGAGGAGGAGCGGCAGACAAACAUAGCAGCUGUAGCCGCAGUCUCCAGUCUGGCCUUAAGUCUGAAGGAAAGUCUCAGCAAAAUUGUAGUGUUCCAAGCGCAGGAACUGCUGACCGCGCAGCAGAUGAUGGCCGGCACAGAUGCUGAGGGCUGCGUCAAUGGAAUCUCCGACUACAUGUCCAAGGCUAUUGCUGAGGAAAUCUCAAAUUACAAAGACUGUGCAGCUGACGCAUUGCCAAAGCUCAACCGACUGAAUAGAACAUGGGCACGCAUUAGAGCCACCUACAUGAAUGCCUUUAACAAAGUCCUGGUCCGCAUUGACACCUGCGCCAAGACUUACCCCAACAAGGACUCCAUUGACAGGCUCAAGUCCUGCGUGGAGGCGAUGACUGGUAGCUACUUCACCGUGGCCAACUCCACUCAGAAGGCGUUAUUCCCCAGUCCGUCCAUGACCUACUUCCAGAAUGUGGUGGUGGGAUGUGCGAGUGACGCCGCUACCGCCGUCGCCGACAAAGGCUCUCAGUUCCUCCAGAAAUUGUUGGAAUGCUCCGCCCUCGAUUCUGACAUCGACCAAACGACAUAUGCAGAUCAACUGAGUCAGUGGCAGGGAUACAACGACACUUUGGCCAGCCAGAUCCUCACAGCCCAAAACAUCAACUACAACCAGGUGUUAGCAGUUGAGAACGAAAUGAUCAAGUUUUACAACCUCAAGAAAGAGGCGUUGGAAACAUACGUCAUUGCAUCCAGAGGCCUAGCCUUUUACCUGAACAGAAUGUACUCGUACCUAAGCGAUUAUUACAACACUGUCACUGAAACUUCGUUUGACAACCCUGGAGACUCCGCCUGUAUAGCUUCCACCACUGCGUCACUACAGUCAGUGGUCAACUCAGUUGCUCGCCAGUCACUUUCAUGUGACCAGGAUAUUGUGAAUAAAACCAAGCACAUGAUGUGCCAGAUCACCGGAGAUUUCUCGUCUUUGAACUCUCUGAUGCCAAGUAUAGGCAACGUUGCUAUCCUCAACUGUACCGCCAGAGGCUACAUUUAUGCUCCCAACACCAUUGCUAACUGCUUCAACCUCGUCUCCUGGCAGUUUGACAUCGAGUACACCAACCGCAAUUCUGACAUUUCCAAGAACGUAGCAGUUCUCACCGACUACGUGCAGACUUUCUUCAGCGGUUCCGAUCUCCCUUGUGGUGGCUCCACCCUCAAGGCCGCUUAUCUCUCUGCCGAGGUCGCUCUAUACAACUUGCAGCGCUGUAUAUACAUUACCUCUGGAACUGUCUAUUCGGUGACCACUCCUCAACCCAACACAACGCCACAGUCCACCAACGAAUUCAACUCCUACCCUUAUUAAUAAUCUCAAAAAAUAACUACAUAUUAGAAACUCACUACAGAAAGUUUUUCAUGUAAUGGAUAAUAGACUGAAUAUCUUUUUAUUUAUUUUAUUAUGUUACGUUAGUUAUUUAAUUAGAAUUUUAGAAGUUUAAAAAUAUAGUUAUGAACUUAAACUUGUCAUGCUAUUGUUAUUAUUCGUAAUAAACUUUUACUGAAACA
This is a messenger RNA of Homalodisca vitripennis (glassy-winged sharpshooter), 1819 nucleotides long. RefSeq lists its product as uncharacterized. The record is from RefSeq and is a predicted model, not a curated record. The transcript is spliced from 5 exons. Bases 114 to 1619 code for a protein of 501 amino acids. NCBI's taxonomy places the organism in Eukaryota, Metazoa, Arthropoda, Insecta, Hemiptera, Cicadellidae.